AUGGACAGCUCGAACUCAUCCGUGUUCGACCUCCCAUUGCACCAAGAUAGUGCAAGGCCAUGGGAUAGAAGACCAGUAACCGAUGACCAUUUCCAGAAUCAACCUCGUGUAUCUGACGCAAAUUCUCGCUCAAAAAUUUCUUUCUUGGUGAUAUCCGGUGGUUCGGGCGGGAACUCCAUAUGCGCUGCAUUCGAAAAUGCAUGUUAUGUUCUUCCGGUCUCGGACGACGGUGGAUCGUCUAGUGAGAUAAUCAGGGUACUCGGUGGACCAUCUAUCGGUGACAUUCGCUCAAGACUUGUCAGAUUGAUCCCUCCGGUUCCUCUCGGUUCGCCUCUCGAUGCCGUGCGCACCCUUUUGUCUUACAGAUUACCAUCGAACGUGUCUGAUAAUGAAGCACGCGCUGAAUGGCGGAGCAUCAUCGAAGGACAAAGUCCUCUGUGGUCGGGCAUCCCGAACGACCGGAAGGAAGUCAUCCGAGGUUUCCUGGUAUACUUCGAGAACGAAGUCCUCAAACGAGCACACAAACACUUCUCCUUCUUGAAUGGAAGCAUAGGAAACUACUUCCUGGCAGGUGCUCAGGGCUUCUUCCGGUCCUUGCCGUCCGCAAUAUUUUUAUUCUCCACAAUGACGAAUAGCCAGGCCAACAUCUUGCCAGUCAUCGUGACGAAUCAUAUAACUACCAUUGCAGCGGAAUUGGAGGAUGGCACGAAGCUGCUGGGUCAAUGUGAAAUAUCUCAUCCAGUGGCUCCUGCAAUCUUCUCUGAUUCAGAGCUGCUGUCAUUUGACCCGCUAUCUCCCAUAGAUGGACUAGGCGAGAUCAUACCACAGAAUCGGUUCAACAUUAUGUACAGUCAACAAGCCAAAGAAGGCGGAUAUGAGCCUCUCCAUUCUCGGAUAUGUAGACUCUACUAUAUCAAUGGGUAUGGCCAUGAAGUGUACCCGAAACCAAACCCUCAAUUUAUCAAGAACCUAUCGACUUCGGAGGUGUUGGUGUACUCGUGUGGAUCUUUAAUGUUCAGCAUCAUUCCCUGCCUGGCUCUCCGCGGCGUAGCAUCUGCGAUCGCGGGAUCUCGGUUCCUACGUGUCAAGGCGCUUCUGUUGAACGGCAGUAAUGAUAGAGAAACAGAUGGAUACACCGCCGUCGACUAUAUCAGAGCUAUCACCUCGGUGUUGAAUUCGCAAUACCCGCCAAACGGGCCAGGAAACGUUCCACUUUAUCCGAUCUCAGCGUUCAUCACCCAUCUGGUAUAUCUUGAGGGGACAAAGGUAGCAGUAGACGUCGAAGCUAUUACCACACUCGGCAUCAAGUGUAUUUUAGUCGGAAAAAGAUCCGAAUGCGCACCUAAUUCCGGAAUACCUCAAUACGAUGCUGCUAUGGUUCAGCAAGCCAUCGAGGAAAUUUUAUCAGGACAAUAG
Messenger RNA from Suillus bovinus, 1416 nucleotides. RefSeq lists its product as uncharacterized. The record is from RefSeq and is a predicted model, not a curated record. Gene Ontology annotation, molecular function: LPPG:FO 2-phospho-L-lactate transferase activity. The transcript has 11 exons. Bases 1 to 1416 code for a protein of 471 amino acids. Lineage: Eukaryota; Fungi; Basidiomycota; Agaricomycetes; Boletales; Suillaceae.